Racocetra persica is the source of this 212-nucleotide messenger RNA. The record is from the annotation of a GenBank genome assembly. NCBI's taxonomy places the organism in Eukaryota, Fungi, Glomeromycota, Glomeromycetes, Diversisporales, Gigasporaceae.
AUGGGAAACAAACUUGCCAAAGAAGAUAAAUCUAAUCCUCCUAAAAUAGAAAUCACUGAAGAAUUAGUAAAUAAAUUCUCCUCUAUUCCCAACUUUGAUAAAGAAAAAGUAGAGGCAUUACUUGCUUCAGUCAAAGAUAAUGAGGAAUUCUUACAACAAAAUCCUGAUCUAACUAAUAAAUCCUCUAAGGAAAUAAUCAUCGCGGCAAAAAG